Molecule: messenger RNA, 2291 nt
Organism: Vitrella brassicaformis
Lineage: Eukaryota; Vitrellaceae
Source: the annotation of a GenBank genome assembly
AUGACCACCACACGAGCCAACACGACUGGAGGUUGCCCUUUCCCUCCCAUCCUUGGUGCUGUCAAGACCAGUGGCAAAAACGGCAAGCUGUCGACGGGCUCUUCGGCAUCUGCCGCGUCCGCUAGUCAUGAGAAGGGUGGUGUGCACAGCCACCAUGACGACCACCAGAUGGCAGAUGAGGACGAUGACGGCGAUGUCUGUGUCCACAUGGACACUGACCCACCUCCGUCGUCUCUCGCGGCGGAUUUGCCACGGUUCUGCCCGGAGCUUAAGUCUUGGAUCGAGCGGGUGCGGCCACGAUUCACCGACAUCAACGAUCGCGUCCUUCGGUCGGACGGCUGGCAGCAGCGCCACCAUUCACCCGCUGAUAUGGAGGCGUACCUGCGUACUGAGCUGGCUUCGGUGUAUGGUGGCUGGUCAGGGCGGAUCAGGCCGGGCAAAAAAAUGUGGUUUGCUGCCGGGCUGGGGUUGUCGGUAGAGGCAUAUAUGCCGGCGGUGAUGGGCACGUCUGCCGACCCAGACGAACAGUGCAAAGGUACGGCAACGAACAGAGCAGGUCCUCACCAGUAUGAACACUCGGUUUGCCAUUCUGUUGGUCUGUCAGAAAUGGCGGCUGUGUUUCACCAGCUCACUUCCCAGUCGUACGACGCCUGUAUCGACCGCAAGAUGGAGGUGCCCGACACCAGCCACCACGGGCCACAAACCUAUCUAAUCGCUUUCAUCCCCGCGGCCGCGGCGUUCGCCGAUCAUUUGACACGCCGGCUGUUCCUUUAUGAUGGCGUCGAGUCCGACUGGAUCCCCCUACGAUGGUUUUACGGAUCCAGCGCUCAUGAGAGGCUCCGGGCGACUUGGUGCGACCCUUAUGGAGCCUUACUGCAUGUGGAUGGCGCAGGGAGGUUCCAUGAGCGCCGCCGCCACACCAUAGCGUCAGUCCGAAAGUAUUCUUACAUGGCGACUUCGGAGGAGCCUGUGCGUCACAUUGAGACGGCCCGGUGCACCGAGGGCACGCCUGAAGAGGCCAAGGGAGAAUGCACUAAGACAGAGUCUGACUUUCAGCAAGCGGGAUUCGCCGGCAACCGUCUGGCCUCCUUGCAGUCAAUUGCCCACGAACACCCGCUACUUGCGCAGAUGGACAACACGGGCUACACCUAUGUGAAUCUGGUCAGCAACGGCCAAACACACAGCCACACAUCCCGCCAAACACACAGACACACACACACACACACACAGAGAGAGAGAGAGAUUUGGCUGAGUGUAUGCAUCGGCCUUGUUGUGUGUGUUUGUUUGUUUGUCUGUGUCUAUUCCGUUCUCAGAAAUUGGAAUCGGGGGAUCAAGACUUAGGUGGAGAAGCGAACAUGAAGAAGGUUCUGGACAGCACACAUGUGGAAGCGGCAAGAAAUCUCGUUGGCGAGCUGAACCGGGUUGCGGCCGGUUUCGGUUCGACGGGACUUCUGGCGCCCUGCAACACCUGCCGCCAUUGGAGAUUGCUGUCGCGCUUCAUGAACAACAGAGACGGCACAACCCCCCUCACUCUGCUGGACGGCCACCUACUUCUUCACUCAUCCGUCUUGUCGGACGUGCACGACAUUGCCGACGUUCACGCCCACUUAGCCAGCCACCUACACUGGCGUGUGAGUGCCCAUGCGGUCAUGCACGAGCGCCUGGCGUCCAGCUACGGCCCGGCUCUCCUGAUCUUCAAUCCCCAGCUGAAGACGCACAAGACAGAAGAAGUCAUGGAGAAUCUCUACGAGCCGUGGGGGAAACUCCUACUGGCCGCCACAGGGGUGGAGCAGUCCACCAAACCCCACCAUGCGCGUGGCUACUGUGUGACAGCAGGCCGGCCGGACGUCAGCGGCAAUCCCCGCCUCGUCACUCUGUCAAUGGCCCCCCUCAAAGGCGAGUCCCCUCUGUACCGGCUCUAUGUCCUCGACAUCACCAACACGCAGAUUUGGCUGGCAGCGCGCAUCGCGGGGAAGGCGUGGCAGCGGAGCAAGAAAGAGCACUUCAAGACCUUCGCAAAGGAGUGGCGGCGCAUUGAGGGAGUGUCGAAGCUGUGUGUAGUGCUGAAAGAGCGAUGUGUCUGGAUCAGGUCAUACUUUAGGCGAGCAGAUGUGUCGUGAUCCCGCCCGAGAUGCUGCCGGCACAAGUGCAGGGCCCGCAGCAAACAUGACUGACUGUGUGGUGGAUGGAUGUCACUGAGGCAGCCAUUGAUUGAGCCACAUGACAUGACAGAGACACGAAACAAGAAAUGGCAAUCAAGAUGUGUAACUGAGCCUCAAUCGUUGAAUCCG